Haemonchus placei is the source of this 213-nucleotide messenger RNA. NCBI's taxonomy places the organism in Eukaryota, Metazoa, Nematoda, Chromadorea, Rhabditida, Trichostrongylidae. The record is from the annotation of a GenBank genome assembly.
AUGGAGGUCGUGGAUGAUUCCAUGGAUAUGUCUCCGAUGAGCAGUACACCACAAAUGCACAUGAAUAUGAAGCCGAUGUGGAUGUGGUUUCACACCACUGUUAAUGAUGUCAUUCUGUUCGAAUCGUGGACAGUAACAACACCAAGAGGUAGGCUUACCGUCUUGUUACUUUUACCUACUCUAAUCCCAAAUAAGCCAGACCUUCUCAGGUAA